AUGUUCGCUCGUUCCACCGCUAUACGCUCGGCAGCUCGCUCGAUCGCGAGCUCGUCCCGGUCAUGCGAUCAAUGUCUGCAUCUGGGAUCUUCCAUGCCAAAGCGCUUCGCCACAAGCCCUCUGCAACUCGCUUCGGCCUGCUCUAGGCGGUACGCAUCGGUCCAGACGACACCUCUUCCUCCUCGCCAAGAGAAGCGUGCCCCCAAGCAGCCCUCACAUAAGCCUCCCAAACGGCGCCUAGAGGCAGCAUCCCAACCUCUCCGGAAUGCCCCAUCGGUCGCUCGCGGCCCAGUAUUGCAGUGUGUCGCUCAUACUACGGCGGAGCGGUACGACUUAGUCAACCUCGGCUUGGUGCUCAAGAGCCUCGGCGUCAAGUGGGACGAGGUCCCCGAAGGCGAUCGGGAUAGGGCGUUCGUCAUUGGACCUUGGAAGGGCCGGGGCGGGGCGGAACGGCUCAUCAGUGGGAAAGAUGUCCGGCCUACUACCUGGAGUACUGGAAGCGGAAUAGCAGGGGAGGAAGAAGAGAUGGAGGAGGAGUACUCAAGGGAACAGGGGUUCGGGUACGGCGAUAGAGGGGAGAUAUGGGUGUUCAACAGUGGAAGCUUUGUCACGUGGGGAUUGACGGAGGAGGAGGGGCGAGCGUUCUUGCGGACGGUAAUCAGGAAGAAGGGGGCUGGGGUCGAGAGAGGCGGUCUGGCGAUCAGCGAGUAUGAGGUGGAAGAGGUGGACUUUGCUGUUGACCCAACAGCUCAAACUCACAUCAUGGGCAACCUCAUCCUUCUCGGCGCACCACCCACACUAUCCACAUUCCACCCCUCCCUCUCCCUCUCGUCCCUCCUCACGCGCUAUACCCUCUCCCUCGCCCUCACCCGCUCCUCUACCCUCUCGGUCCUCGAAGACCGGCUCGACGCGCACAUAGCGUCCGUCUCCACCCUCCCCCUCGCGCUCUCGCGAUACGGUGCGCAGCCCAUGAACCGGCGCGAGGUCAUCCGGAAGAUCGGCGAGCUCAUGGCGCUGCGCAUGGCGGUCAAUACCUCCGGUGGGGGGCUGGACGAGACGCCCGAAUUCUACUGGUCCGAGCCCGCCCUGGAGGAGUACUUUGACACCAUCACGUCCGAGUUUGAAAUCAAGGAACGGAUCGAGACGAUCAAUAAGAAGAUUGAUUAUGCGCAGGAAAUCCAGAAUACGCUGCGGGCGUUGUUGACGGAGGCGAGCGGGCAUCGGAUGGAGAUUAUCAUUAUUGCGUUGAUUGCGGUGGAGGUGGUUUUGGCGUUGAUAAGGGAGGGACCGGAGUUGAGCGAGCUGGUCAUCAUGCCUGCGAUCGGGUCGAUUGGGCAGAUGUUGGGGCUGCAGGCGGCGCCGGGAAAGUGGGAGGCGGAGGUGGGUAAGGUGGAUCAUGCAGGUCAUGGACACGGCCACGGGCAUGGGGAAGCGGGCGGGUGGGAGAGACAUAGGAGAGAUAGGGCGGAGAGACUAGAGGCGAUGGAGCCGGUCAUUGGUGGGGAGCUGGGACAUCUCGGGAAAUCACAUCUGAGGGAACAGGCUCGAGUGGCGGAGCCGGAGACAGGGGGAGGGGUGCUCAGCUGGCUGAGUGCGGGGCGAGAGGGACCUAGAUUAGUAUAG
This is a messenger RNA of Dioszegia hungarica, 1623 nucleotides long. RefSeq names its product putative cytoplasm protein. NCBI's taxonomy places the organism in Eukaryota, Fungi, Basidiomycota, Tremellomycetes, Tremellales, Bulleribasidiaceae. Gene Ontology annotation, biological process: positive regulation of mitochondrial translation. The record is from RefSeq and is a predicted model, not a curated record. Bases 1 to 1623 code for a protein of 540 amino acids. The transcript has 2 exons.